ACGAUGCCUACAAAAUAGCCUAGCUAAAUAGUGUGACACAUGUGGAGAGACGUUCCUAAUUACCUUUCAUAGUUUCCUCCACGCUUGUGGAGUACGCCCAGUCUUCGCGUCAUAACCCAGAUCGAAGUUUCUUUUCCAAGUGUAUUUUUUGAAAUUUCUGUAUCUCCGUGGAUACGAUUUACUUCAGAAUAAUGACUUUAAUCGACAGAACAACCCCUACGCUUAUUCAAAUGUAUGCGAUUGCAUACAGAGAUUUGCUCAUCGUUUCCGGAUUUUUAGAAAUCUUCAAUGAAUCUAUUUUGCAUUAAUUACAUAAGAGAAAAUUGGAAUUAUAACCAACAAUUUUAUACGAAAUAUAGGACGCUAUCAUGACGAGAUUUGCUGUAUUUAUUGUCUCAACACUCGUACUGCAAUCAUCGGCUAUAAUUCGUAUCCCGGAUAUCUUUGAAGUUCAGUCUCCACCGCGGAUAUCCAAGCAGCCACCUACGGAUGAACAACUUUUUCAAGUAGCUCAAGCUAAGGUCAAUAAUAAUGAUAAACCUUUCUUGAUUGAAUGUGAAGCAGAAGGAGAACCUGCACCAAAAUACCGAUGGAUCAAAAAUGGAAAAAAUUUUGAAUGGCCAGCUUAUGAUGAUCGUAUUUCUCAACAACCAGGAAGAGGCACUUUAGUCAUAGCAAGACCACGUGAUGAAGAUUUAGGACAGUACCAAUGCUUUGCAGAAAAUGAGUGGGGAAUAGCUACAUCAAACUCCGUUUUCGUUCGUAAAGCAGAACUUAAUGCAUUUAAAGAUCAAACUCCAAUAAGUUUAAAUGCUUAUGAAGGAGAACCAUUUAAACUAACGUGCCAACCACCAGAUGGGUGGCCAAAACCAAAUGUAUACUGGCUGAUUCAAGAUACAGCUGGUGCAAUUAAAUCAAUUAAUAAUUCACGUAUGACAUUAGAUCCCGAAGGAAAUCUUUGGUUUAGCAAUGUUACAAGGAAUGAUGCCUCUGAUGAUUUCUAUUAUGUGUGUGCAGCAACGUCUGUAUUUCGAAAUGAAUAUAAAUUAGGCAGCAAAGUUUUGUUAAAUGUUAUUUCGACUGGAGCAUCUUCUAAUCAAAAUAAACAUGAACCUGUUAAGCAGUAUGUUAGUAGAAAAAAUGAAGUUGCUCUACGUGGUAAAAAAAUUGAAUUAUAUUGUAUAUACGGUGGUACUCCUUUACCACAAACUGUUUGGAGUAAAAAUGGAAAAUUAAUACAAUCAAAUGAUAGAAUUAUACAAGGAAAUUAUGGAAAAUCAUUAAUUAUAAAGCAUGUAAAUUUUGAGGAUGAAGGAACAUACAGUUGUGAAGCAUCCAAUGGCGUUGGAGAUGCAAAUUCAUAUUCUAUUAGUCUACAAGUAAUGGCGGUUCCAUAUUUCACAGUAGAACCAGAGAUUAUAAAUGCAGCAGAGGAUGAAACUGUUGAAUUUAGAUGCGAGGCAAGUGGUGUACCUGAACCAGAAAUCAAAUGGAUUCAUAAUGGAAAACCGAUAUCAGAGGCACCAGCUAAUGAUAGAAGAAAAGUUACAGCAAAUUCUAUCAUUAUAGAAAAGUUAAAAAAGAAGGACACAGGAAACUAUGGCUGUAACGCCACUAAUUCUUUAGGAUAUGUAUACAAAGAUGUAUAUGUUAAUGUCUUGGCCUUAGAACCUGAAAUCACUCAACCACCAAAUGACAAAGCAACGGUAGAAGGUAAAACAGUUCGGAUUACUUGUCGUGUAUUUGGAGCACCAAAACCGAUAGUUAAGUGGGCCAGGAAUGGUCAAGAAUUAACAGGAGGAAGAUACAAAAUUUUGGAUUCUGGUGAUUUAGAAAUAGAAAAUAUAAUAUUCUUAGAUGCAGGUAGUUAUAUCUGCCAUGCAUCUAACAAGUUUGGAGAAGUGGAAGCCUCUGCAAAUCUCGUAGUAAAAGAGCGUACAAGAAUUACGGAUGAACCGGAAGAUUACGAAGUUGCAGCAGGUUCUACUGCCACGUUUAGGUGCAACGCUGUAACUGAUUCUAGCUUAACUUUAACGAUAGAAUGGUUAAGUAACGGCGAACCUAUUGAUUUUGAAAUGGAACCACGAUUUGUACGAAGUACAGAUUAUUCGUUAAUGAUCACAAAGACAACGGAAUUAGACUCUGGUACUUACACUUGCGUUGCUCGUACUGAAUUGGAUGAAACAAGGGCACAAGCAACAUUAACAGUUCAAGAUGUACCUAAUGCUCCAAAAUUAAUUGGUGUAAAUUGUAUGUCUGAUAAUGCGGUUGUACAAUGGACUCCUAUGGGUGAUAAUAGAGCACCAAUUUUACGAUAUACUAUUCAAUAUAAUACAAGUUUUACACCAGAUACUUGGGAAACAUCAGCAGAUUUUGUACCUGCUACAGAACAAACAUACGAUGUACCAAUGUCACCGUGGGCUAAUUACACAUUUCGUGUACUUGCAUGGAACAAAAUAGGAAAAUCUUUACCAUCAUCACAUAGUGACGUUUGUACAACUCAGUCGGACGUUCCUUACCGUAAUCCAGAUAAUGUUAUGGGUAAUGGAACUACUCCUCAGAAUCUUGUAAUUUCGUGGACUAUAUUACCACAAAUAGAGCACAAUGCUCCAAGAUUUAUGUACAGAGUGUAUUAUAAAAGAGACAGACCAGAAGAACAAUGGACUAUAGAGGACAUAAACAAUUGGAAACAACACACUCUUACAAUAGAUAACCAACCAACUUAUCAAAGAUAUAAAAUUAAAGUAAUUGCAAUUAAUGAGAAAGGAGAAAGUAAAGCUGAAGUCAAGGAAGUGUAUGGAUAUUCUGGAGAGGAUGUACCACUACAAGCUCCUGGAAACUUUACCUUGAUUCAAGUCAAAUCUAGUACAUCUGCAAUACUCUCUUGGAAUGCCGUCCCUGAAGAAUCGGUGAGAGGCGAAUUAAAAGGUUAUAAAAUUCAAACUUGGACAGAAAAAGAAGGUGAAAAAGGAAUGCGUGAAAUUGACAUUAGAGGUGGCAAUAUGACACGCGCUUUAGUUAAUAAAUUUAUUCCGUAUAGUAAAAAUUAUGUCAGGAUUCUUGCUUAUAAUGGAAGAUAUGCAGGACCUCCAUCAGAGACCUUAAGUUUUGAUACACCCGAAGGUGUUCCAGGAACAGUACUUAGUUUUGAAGCUUUUCCCAUGGGCUCUAGUGCACUCUUUCUUGUCUGGUCAAAACCUGCUGAACCAAAUGGUGUCUUAACUGGAUACAAAAUUUAUUAUAGGGUAGUAAAUGGAACUAGAUUAGAGGCAUUAUUAGAAAGGAAACCACAUAUAUCAGAUCCAGAAGCCACUAGUGCUAAAUUAGCAGCUUUGGCACCUGAUACAAAAUAUAGAGUCCAUAUUCGAGCUACAACCAAAGUUGGUGAAGGAAAUGAUUAUUUCAUAGAAAAAAGGACACGUACUUCUCAAAGACCAGACGUACCUCAAUUUACAUGGGAAACUAUUCCCAAAGAAAAUGGAUAUUCUAAUGUAAGGAUUACAUGGCAACCAAAUUUAAAUGGCAAUCCUGGUAGUCAUUUCUUUGUAAAAUAUAAUUUGAAAGGUGAAACAAUUGCUUCUGAAACGGAUCCUGAAUUUCAAUCGAAUACGAUUGAAGUACGUGGACUUCCAAGUGGUGAAGUCUAUGUUAUGUCUGUAGUUGCUGUUGAUGGAGAUUAUGUAACUGAAAGUGUACCACAAGAAGUAGAGACCAGUAGUGAAGGGCCAAUAAUUCAACCUAAAGAAAACGUUGCAACGGCUGGGUGGUUCAUAGGUAUGAUGCUGGCGAUAGCUUUCCUUCUAUUUGUUCUGAUUAUUGUCUGCGUAAUUAAACGAAAUAGAGGUGGAAAGUAUGCAGUGCACGAACGUGAAUUAGCUGCUGGACGAGGAGAUUAUCCUGACGAAGGUGGCUUCCAUGAAUAUUCUCAACCUUUAGAUACUAAAUCUGCCGGUGGUCGUGCGUCAUUGGCCUCGUCUUCUCAUCAAGAUGGAAAACAUCCAGAAUCUGACACUGAUUCUAUGGCCGAAUAUGGGGAAGGGCCUUUCACAGAAGAUGGAUCAUUUAUUGGACAAUAUGGUCCAAAAGGCAGACCAGAGGAAACACCGUCCAUUCCAACCGGGACUAUGGCCACGUACGUGUAACCUCUCCAAGAAUCUCAUUCAAACAAGAUAAAAGAUCUUUUCUCAUCGUGGUAAGGAAUACGAAUCCUUAUCUGCUGCAGCAAUUUCGCUAUGCACUUUGCGCUGGGCGCAAUGUCCAACACUAUACUGCCAAUUAGAAUUUGCUUUUGGGUUUUAUAGUUUACUUAGAGAAAAUAAUGAAUUUGUGCAUUUAAUAUUUGUACGAAAAGUUAUGUAUACAUGUGAGUCUUAACAUUUUUUUCUGCUUUCUUUUCUCAUAUUAAUCUAUAUACUAAGAGACUAUAACAAUAUAACUCUUUUCACGGUUUAAAAAUUAAAAAGAAUGUUAUGACUGUUAUUAGAAGUCAUUUUUAAGGAAAAUUAAAAAAUAUGUCAAAUAUAACAACCACAUGUGUAUAUAUAUAUAUGUGCAUAUAUGACGUAUUAAAUGACGAUGCAAGAUGUAAAUUUAUUUUAUUCAUCUCUGGUCAGUUGUAAAACCCAAAGACAAUAGGUGUUUCAUAGCGUGCAAGCUAUUUAUGAAAAUAGAACUGUAGAAACUAAUCCAAUAUCUAUGGUAAUAUUUGACAAGGCUAGAUUGAAGGCAGACACUUUAGCUUAUUACAGGGUAUCUAAAAUGUGUUUGCAUAAUUCGGAUUGUGGUGUAUAUGUAUCUAUGAAUGGAGAAUACUUUCACGAUAGCAUAUACUGUCAAACAUUUUGCCUCACGUUUUAUGUGUUCAAAAAUAAAAACUUUACAAUCUAUUGAAAUAAUAUACACGAAAAACAUCUUCAAUGUGAUAAAUUAUACUCUAGCCUGUAGUAUUUGAAAAAUACUGAUAUAACAACAGUCUACCUAAUGUGAAAAUUAUCUUUCUCAAUAUUAUUAUUAUUAUUAUUAUUAUUAUUAUUACAAAAUUAGAUGAAAAUAUUAAAGGGCAGCAUAAGAAGCGAUGUCACAAUCUGGCCUCGACUGAAUGUUACUUCUUAAGGAAGAUCUCUUUCAAGAUCUUUAGAUACACAAUCAAUUUUUACUCUGCAGACAGAGGGCCAAAUUUAUUGAAUUAUUAAUUAUCUAUGAUUAUUGUGCACUCGCACAUUGAUUACAGAUACGAGAGCAAAACAAAAAUAUAUAUGAAAAAAAAAAAAACUGUAUCACACAUAUUUAAUAUAAUAUUAACAAAACAUUGUACACACACAUGCACUAUAGUAGUUAGAUAUCACAAGGCCUCUAAUCGUUGCUUUUUGUAUGUGAAACAUGCUCUAGUUAACAAUUAGCCAAUGGGGAGAUCUCUCCGCUUUGAAGUAAGUCACUAUAUGACCGACUGGGCGGAUCUCUCAUCUUUUUCUUAACAACGCUUUUAUCUUGUUUAUUUUUUCAUUUAUCAUUAAUCAGUCUUGAACUGGAAUUGUUCGCAAUUCAUCAAAUACUUUUUCUGCUUUUGUAAAACACAAUUUUUAAUAAAAUUUGUUAAAUAAGUUCAAUUAAAGUUAAUGAAAAAAAUUGUAGCUCCCAAUUGAAACUAAAUAAUAUUUUAUGAGGUAUAAAAAGAUACCGAUACUUUUUAUUUUUAUGAAACUUAUUUCUUUUUUCGCAAGAUUUAUUAUAAUCCAAGGGAUAUAAUAUAAGAUUAUUAUUUAAUUAAUAUAUAAAGUAUUGAGAAUAUAUAAAGAGACAUUAUAUUAAUAGACAAGAAGACAUAAGAGAUCUGAUAAGAGUAAAAAAAAAAAGAACACAAGGGACAACUAUUAACUAACAUUAUUAUGUUUGAUUAUAGUAUACUGAGUAUUUAAAGAGAAUAAGACAGACUUGUUAUUUUUUUUGAGAGUACAUGUACAAUUAAUUUAGGUUAUUAAAUUAGUAAAUUUCAUACAAUGUGUACAGGUUGUCUGCAAAAGUGUCGCAAGCAAAUAUGUUAGGUACAAAGGCAAUGAAAAAAAAGGUACAAAAUGUAAAAUACUUAUAGAAAUGCGAGAUAAUUCAUAAAUAUAUUAUACUUCAAAAUGAUAUAUAUUUCAGCCUAUCAGAAAGAAAGAAAUAUGGUACAAUUUUGCCUGCAACAUAAUAUCAAAGAUUUAUCCGUAUAUUAACCGAAAAAAAAAAGAAAGAAAAGAAAGAAAUAUAUCCUCUUUGGUGCUGCAUGUAUAAAUCUUUUGUCAGAAAAUAUUUGUUAGGACCUUUCUUGCCGAUUAUCCUGUACAAAUGACUUUGACGUCGAAAAAAUUAAUAA
This is a messenger RNA of Vespula pensylvanica (western yellowjacket), 6352 nucleotides long. RefSeq names its product neuroglian (gene Nrg). The transcript has 13 exons. Gene Ontology annotation, molecular function: protein binding. Bases 369 to 4142 code for a protein of 1257 amino acids. Gene Ontology annotation, biological process: cell-cell adhesion; axon guidance. The record is from RefSeq and is a predicted model, not a curated record. NCBI's taxonomy places the organism in Eukaryota, Metazoa, Arthropoda, Insecta, Hymenoptera, Vespidae. Gene Ontology annotation, cellular component: plasma membrane; axon.